UCCUUCCUCGCUCGUCCUGGUUCCUCUCGGAGCGGAGACGGCAAAUGGCGGACUUCGAUACCUACGACGAUCGGGCCUACAGCAGCUUCGGCGGCGGCAGAGGGUCCCGUGGUAGUGCUGGCGGCCAUGGUUCCCGGAGUCAGAAGGAGCUGCCGACAGAGCCCCCUUACACUGCCUAUGUAGGAAAUCUGCCUUUCAAUACUGUUCAGGGAGACAUAGACGCCAUCUUCAAGGAUCUCAGCGUAAGGAGCGUACGGCUAGUCAGAGAUAAAGAAACGGAUAAAUUUAAAGGAUUUUGCUAUGUAGAAUUCGAUGAGGUGGAUUCCCUUAAGGAAGCUUUGACCUAUGAUGGCGCGCUGUUGGGUGAUCGAUCACUUCGAGUGGACAUUGCCGAAGGUAGAAAACAAGAUAAAGGGGGCUUUGGAUUCAGGAAAGGUGGACCAGAUGACAGAGGAAUGGGUGGUUCUCGAGAAUCUAGAGGCGGAUGGGAUUCCCGGGAUGACUUCAAUUCUGGCUUCAAGGAUGACUUCUUGGGAGGCAGGGGUGGAGGCAGUCGCCCAGGUGACCGGCGAACAGGCGGUCCCCCAAUGGGGAGUCGCUUUAGAGAUGGACCACCUCUUCGGGGCUCUUCAAUGGAUUUCAGAGAACCAACAGAAGAGGAAAGAGCACAGAGGCCCCGACUUCAGCUUAAACCUCGAACAGUUGCUACCCCCCUCAAUCAAGUAGCCAAUCCCAACUCGGCUAUCUUCGGUGGAGCCAGGCCCCGAGAGGAAGUGGUUCACAAAGAGCAAGAAUGAGCUCGAGGUUGGGAGGGAAUGGGGGGAGAAUGAUUGAGCAAGACAGCAGCAGAGUUCAUUACUCUGGACGUCAACCCUGCAGUUACCAUUCCUGCCACCUGACAUUUGUCCUCCUCCUUUCUUGAAACUGAAAACACAGAGCUUGUGAAUGCAUGUCAGCUGUUAACAAGUGGUUUUUAGUACGUUCUUGGCUUUGCUGUAUCUAGUGCCUGUUUUGUGCUGUUUUUUUCCCACCGCCUUGGCCCUUUCCCUCCCUGUUUUCCUCUUUGUUUUCGCAGCACGUGGUUUCUUGCAGAUGAAUGAAAGCUGUCAUUAUCAGCAAGGGUGGGAGUUCCCGGGAUGAGGUGCUGCUCCAUUUCCCUCCUUAGCUUUCUCUGUUUUACUUUAGAAACACUGGUUAGACUUUGUUAAAACUCCAAUAUUGUUUCCUUUGGAUUUUCCUCACUUCUCUUCUGACCUGCAUGUUUGGUUCUGGGUUGCUGUGGCUCCAAAGAAGCAAAUAGGAAAAAACUCCCCAACAGGUUGGACCAUCUGUCGACCUACGUGUAGAAUUGGGUGCCCUCUCCAAGGCGAGGGAUCAAACACAAACAAAAGGUGUAGUCCUUCCAGCCAGUUCACAGGUAGUUUUCUUUCCCUCUCACUCCUCAAUUCCUUCCCAUAAACAGAUGUAAUGAGAGCAGAAUAGGAUCAAAUUUAAAAGUAUAUGUCUAUAUAAAAUGUGGAGAAUGGGGACUAUUACCCUAGAGAAUUAAUUGGCUUCACUCCCACAGGUCUGUCAGUUGUAGAUCUGCCCGCACCUCAAUCCUUACUAGGAAACUCCUUUUGUUAGGCAGAUUAAAGGGUUGUUUAUUGAACGACUGCAAACUGCAAUCUGGUUUUAUCUCAACGGAGGUGCUUUGGGGGCUUGCACAGCGGUGCGGAUCUAUGCCUAUUUGAACAUUAAAAAAAUGCUCAUUGAGUCUUUGCUUUUUAAAAAAAAAUUACACUUUUUUUUUUUUAAAGUUUUACAUGUUUGGUAAGUAACUUUUAAAUGCAGGUUUAUACAGAUAAAGUUGAUUUUGUGUUGUGUCGGAAGGAGUGUAAAACUUACUACCCUUGGCCACGUGUUUGGCAUCUAGCCCCAGUAUUUCUUUGUCCCCAAGUGUAAAUAGUCAAUAGUGAGAUGCUGUACUCCCCAUCAUCAUUUUUUAAAAUGGGUCAGGAGAGCUGACCCUAGGAUCUGGCGAUGUCAUGUCUCACUGAGAUUCGUCAAGGACCUUGAAACAUCUCGUGGGUAGCACUGAAGUUGAAGACCUGUACCUCUUAGAACCUGAAGGUUCAUCGGGGGAGAGCUUGCUGUCCACUGGCAAAAUAUUCGGGAGAAUAAAAGGCAAAGCUUAGGUUGGGCAUCCCAGGAGCUAGAAGGAAGCCAGCAGAGUCAGGGUUUCUUGGGAAGCCUGGCCUCUUAGCUCAGUCCACUCCCACGGCACAUUGUUGUUGCCUCCUGAUUCCUGGCUCCGCUUCCUCCUGUCCUUGUUUCCAAGUUACAGCAAUUUACAGGACCCUUCCUCCUCUUUCCUGCUUCCUUCCUUUCCUCCCUCCUUCCUUCCACCUGUCAUACUCUGCUCCUAAGAUAAGAAACCAUUUGUGUAACACCAACACGUAAUCUAAGAAAGACAUGCAUUAUGUGGUUGUAAUCAAAACGGAUGCUUUCCGAUGACCUACUUACAUCUUCAAUGUGGAAAAGAUUAAGAACAGCAGCAACGAAGGCCCCAACUUCUGGUUAAUCCAGUCGCAUUUUAAAUGUGAGAAUGGAAUUCCAAACACUUCAGCCAUUCUGCUUCAUGACAGAAAGUAAAUUUAUGGAUAUGGUAUUUUGUGAAUGAUCUUUUAAAUAAAAGAAAACCUUAAGUAAUA
Vombatus ursinus (common wombat) is the source of this 2693-nucleotide messenger RNA. It is a transcript of the gene EIF4H, whose product is annotated as eukaryotic translation initiation factor 4H. NCBI's taxonomy places the organism in Eukaryota, Metazoa, Chordata, Mammalia, Diprotodontia, Vombatidae. The transcript has 7 exons. Gene Ontology annotation, molecular function: RNA binding. The record is from RefSeq and is a predicted model, not a curated record. The coding region runs from base 45 to 797 and encodes 250 amino acids.